Molecule: messenger RNA, 8251 nt
Organism: Camelus dromedarius (Arabian camel)
Lineage: Eukaryota; Metazoa; Chordata; Mammalia; Artiodactyla; Camelidae
Gene: MAGI2
Product: membrane associated guanylate kinase, WW and PDZ domain containing 2
Exons: 22
Coding region: 624-4958 (1444 amino acids)
Biological process (GO): signal transduction; receptor clustering
Cellular component (GO): cytoplasm; cell-cell junction; dendrite
Molecular function (GO): type II activin receptor binding; beta-1 adrenergic receptor binding; SMAD binding
Source: RefSeq, a predicted model, not a curated record
CGCGCCCCUCCCCCUCCAGCCCGCUCCCUCCUCCCCUGCCCUCUGCCUCCUCCCCUCCUGCCAGUACAGUACAACUAGUACGCGCGCACACAGACAGACAGACACACACACACACACACACACACACACCCGCGCACACACACAAGCGCGGACCCUGCUGCUGCCACUGCAGCUACCAUGGAUAUCAGCUAACAACACACACACACAGGCGCGCGCGCGCGCUCCCACUCGCACCACGCAGGAGUGGCCCCCGGCAUCCCUACCCUCAUUCCCCACCCCCACCCCCACCCGCUCACCAGCUCGGCUACUGCUCGCUCAGGCUGCCGCCGCCGCCGCCAGCACCACCACAGCUCUCCUCAGCUGCGGGGCCACAGCUUUGAGUGUCAUUCAAGGGACAGCACAACCUCACCCAAGCUCUCCUACCUCUGCCCUGCCGUCCCUGUCAUCCUCCCUCUUCCUCGUCCAUACUCCAUCCAAAGAAGAGGGAAAGCACCGAACUGAGGGGAGAGGAAGGCAAAGUCUGCUCUUCUCACCUCUUGGCCCCCUGGCUCCUCCAUCCUCGUUCUCUCACCACCCUACCCCAAAGGAGCCCCUCAGAAGCUGAGGAGACUCGCCCCACUGCCAUGUCCAAAAGCUUGAAAAAGAAAAGCCACUGGACUAGCAAAGUCCAUGAGAGUGUCAUUGGCAGGAACCCGGAGGGCCAGCUGGGCUUUGAACUGAAGGGGGGCGCCGAGAACGGACAGUUCCCCUACCUGGGGGAGGUGAAGCCGGGCAAGGUGGCCUAUGAGAGCGGCAGCAAGUUGGUGUCGGAGGAACUGCUGCUGGAAGUGAACGAGACCCCCGUGGCGGGGCUCACCAUCAGAGACGUGCUGGCCGUCAUCAAACACUGCAAGGACCCCCUCCGGCUCAAGUGUGUCAAGCAAGGAGGAAUUGUUGAUAAGGAUCUUCGUCACUACCUCAACUUACGAUUUCAGAAGGGUUCUGUGGACCACGAACUGCAGCAAAUCAUUCGUGACAACCUCUACCUCCGCACAGUGCCAUGCACCACAAGGCCACAUAAGGAGGGUGAGGUCCCUGGAGUGGACUAUAUUUUCAUCACUGUUGAAGAUUUUAUGGAAUUGGAGAAAAGUGGUGCUCUUCUAGAAAGUGGGACUUAUGAAGACAAUUACUACGGUACCCCAAAGCCUCCAGCAGAACCAGCACCAUUAUUAUUAAAUGUAACAGACCAGAUACUUCCCGGAGCCACUCCAAGCGCUGAAGGAAAACGAAAGAGGAAUAAGUCAGUGAGCAACAUGGAGAAAGCAAGUAUAGAGCCUCCUGAGGAGGAAGAGGAGGAGAGGCCUGUGGUCAACGGAAACGGAGUAGUAGUAACACCAGAAUCCAGUGAACAUGAAGACAAGAGUGCAGGUGCCUCAGGGGAGACACCCUCCCAGCCUUAUCCUGCACCAGUAUAUAGUCAGCCUGAGGAGCCAAAGGAGCAGAUGGAGGAUGCAAAACCAACGAAACCUGAAGAGAGUGAGGAAUCAGACCCAUUGCCUGAUAACUGGGAAAUGGCCUACACAGAGAAGGGUGAAGUCUACUUCAUUGACCAUAACACAAAGACAACAUCAUGGCUGGAUCCACGACUUGCGAAAAAGGCUAAACCUCCAGAAGAGUGCAAAGAAAAUGAGCUUCCAUAUGGCUGGGAAAAAAUCGAUGAUCCCAUAUAUGGCACUUAUUAUGUUGACCACAUAAAUAGAAGAACACAGUUUGAAAACCCUGUCCUGGAAGCAAAAAGGAAGCUACAGCAGCAUAACAUGCCCCACACAGAACUUGGAACAAAGCCCCUGCAGGCCCCAGGUUUCCGAGAAAAACCACUGUUCACCCGGGAUGCAUCCCAGUUGAAGGGAACAUUCCUCAGCACCACACUAAAAAAGAGCAACAUGGGGUUUGGAUUUACCAUCAUCGGUGGAGAUGAACCUGACGAGUUUCUGCAGGUGAAAAGUGUGAUUCCCGAAGGGCCUGCUGCACAGGAUGGGAAAAUGGAAACAGGUGAUGUCAUUGUCUAUAUUAAUGAAGUUUGUGUCCUUGGACACACUCAUGCUGAUGUAGUCAAACUUUUCCAGUCUGUUCCUAUUGGUCAGAGUGUCAACCUGGUGUUGUGUCGUGGCUACCCUUUGCCCUUUGACCCUGAAGAUCCUGCCAACAGCAUGGUGCCACCCCUUGCAAUAAUGGAGAGGCCACCUCCAGUGAUGGUCAAUGGAAGACAUAACUAUGAAACAUAUUUGGAAUACAUUUCUCGGACCUCACAGUCGGUUCCAGAUAUAACAGAUCGGCCGCCUCAUUCUUUGCACUCAAUGCCAGCUGAUGGUCAGCUAGAUGGCACGUAUCCACCACCUGUCCAUGACGACAAUGUAUCUAUGGCUUCAUCUGGGGCCACCCAAGCUGAACUUAUGACCUUAACCAUUGUGAAAGGUGCCCAGGGCUUUGGCUUCACCAUUGCCGAUAGUCCUACAGGACAGAGGGUGAAACAAAUACUUGACAUUCAGGGAUGCCCUGGCCUGUGUGAAGGCGACCUCAUUGUUGAGAUCAACCAGCAGAAUGUACAGAACCUGAGCCAUACGGAAGUCGUGGAUAUACUUAAGGACUGUCCCAUUGGAAGCGAGACUUCUUUGAUUAUCCAUCGAGGAGGUUUCUUUUCUCCAUGGAAAACUCCAAAGCCUAUAAUGGAUCGAUGGGAGAAUCAAGGCAGUCCUCAGACGAGUUUAUCUGCUCCGGCCAUACCGCAGAACCUGCCCUUCCCACCUGCCCUUCACAGGAGUUCCUUUCCGGACUCAACAGAGGCCUUUGACCCAAGGAAGCCUGACCCAUAUGAGCUCUACGAGAAAUCUAGAGCCAUUUAUGAAAGUAGGCAACAAGUGCCACCAAGGACCAGUUUUCGAAUGGAUUCCUCUGGUCCAGAUUAUAAGGAGCUGGAUGUUCACCUUCGCAGGAUGGAGUCUGGAUUCGGCUUCAGAAUCCUUGGGGGAGAUGAGCCUGGACAGCCUAUUUUGAUUGGAGCUGUCAUCGCCAUGGGCUCAGCUGACAGAGAUGGCCGCCUCCACCCGGGGGAUGAGCUCGUUUAUGUGGAUGGGAUUCCGGUGGCUGGCAAGACCCACCGCUAUGUCAUCGACCUCAUGCACCAUGCGGCCCGGAAUGGGCAGGUCAACCUCACUGUGAGAAGAAAGGUGCUAUGUGGAGGGGAGCCCUGCCCAGAGAACGGGAGGAGUCCAGGCUCUGUAUCAACCCACCACAGCUCUCCUCGCAGUGACUACGCGGCCUACACCAACACCUACGCCAACAGCAACCACGCCGCCCCCAGUAGCAACGCCUCUCCGCCCGAAGGCUUCGCAUCACACAGCCUGCAGACCAGCGAUGUGGUCAUUCACCGCAAAGAGAAUGAAGGCUUCGGCUUUGUCAUCAUCAGCUCCCUGAACAGGCCUGAGUCUGGAUCCACCAUAACUGUGCCCCAUAAAAUCGGACGCAUCAUCGAUGGGAGUCCCGCAGAUCGCUGUGCAAAACUAAAAGUGGGAGACCGAAUCCUAGCAGUGAACGGCCAGUCAAUCAUCAACAUGCCUCACGCAGACAUCGUGAAGCUCAUCAAGGAUGCAGGUCUUAGUGUCACCCUUCGCAUCAUCCCCCAGGAGGAGCUCAACAGCCCAGCCUCGGCACCCAGCUCAGAGAAGCAGAGCCCCAUGGCUCAGCAGCACAGCCCCUUGGCCCAACAGAGUCCUCUGGCCCAGCCCAGCCCGGCCACCCCCAACAGUCCUGUCGCCCAGCCAGCUCCUCCUCAGCCACUUCAGCUACAAGGACACGAAAAUAGUUACAGGUCAGAAGUAAAAGCAAGGCAAGAUGUGAAACCAGACAUCCGACAGCCUCCGUUCACGGACUACAGGCAGCCCCCACUGGACUACAGGCAGCCCCCAGGAGGGGACUACCCGCAACCCCCGUCCUUGGACUACAGGCAGCCUCCCCUGCUGGACUACAGGCAGCACUCUGCUGACACCAGGCAGUUCCCUCUGUCAGACUACAGGCAGCCCCAGGAUUUUGAUUAUUUCACUGUGGACAUGGAGAAAGGAGCCAAAGGAUUUGGAUUCAGCAUUCGGGGAGGAAGGGAAUACAAAAUGGAUUUGUACGUGUUGAGACUGGCAGAAGAUGGGCCAGCAAUAAGGAAUGGAAGAAUGAGGGUAGGAGAUCAGAUCAUUGAAAUCAAUGGGGAGAGCACAAGAGACAUGACACACGCCAGAGCGAUAGAGCUCAUCAAAUCGGGAGGAAGGAGAGUGAGGCUGUUGCUGAAGCGCGGGACGGGUCAGGUCCCAGAGUACGAUGAACCCAGCUCCUGGAGUUCUCCCGCUGCCGCCUCCCCAGGUCUGCCGGAAAUAGGCGUCUCCCUGGAGGACGUCCUCUCUCCAUUCUCUCCAUCACAUCCAGCCCCACCCUCCGACCCUUCCCACCAGAUAAGCCCAGACCUGACGUGGGAUAUCAAAAGGGAACACGACGUUAGGAAACCAAAGGAGCUUUCAGCCGGCGGCCAGAAGAAGCAGCGCCUCUGGGAGCAGAGCGAGCGCUCGGCCAGCCCGCAGAGGGCCGCUCGGCCAAGGCUCGAGGAGGCGCCCGGCGGCCAAGGGCGGCCCGAGGCCGGCAGGUCCUCCUCGGAGGCCAGGGCGCCCGGGCCCGCGGCGGGGGCCGGCAGCAAGGAGGGGCCGCGCGGCGCGACCAGCCCCGAGCUCUGCGGGCGCGAAGGCCCGGGCGGCGGGGGCGGGGGCGUGCGGGAGGCCGAGGGCAGGGCGGGCGUGCGCGCGGGGCCCCGGCAGGGCGCGCGGCCCCCGGGGAGCGGCCCCGCGCGCAAGGCCGCCGUGGCGCCGGGGCCCUGGAAGGUGCCAGGCUCCGACAAGCUGCCCGGCGUCCUCAAACCCGGCGCCUCGGCCGCGGGCAGAUGAGCCCGCCGCCCCGCCUCGACGCCUGCAGACCGUUCUUCUUAGGUUCCGUCUCACGGCGUUUUUAAUUUAUUUUCACUGUCACACGCAUAGAUCCCGGAGGCACCAAGGCCUGAGAGCAUCGACGUGAAGUCCCGCGUGUCCAACGGGCAUAGGCCGUACGGCGUCCACGCGCAGACCUGAACUGAUCCGAAAGCCCCUGCUUCCAUUGCUAGGGCUUUGGCAGCUAUGGAAGAACCAAAAUAACGUGAAGAACAUAACAGAGAGUGCAGUGUAGCUUUAGUUUUAAAAAAAGGAAAGAAAAAAAAAAUUCCCCCCACUGCAUGAAGGAUUUGGAUGUCAUCCAACUUUAUAUCAAGAAACUGGACAAGUUAAGAGCAAUCACAAACUGGAAUAUCGCCUUAAAAAUCAAACUGCACGGAGCAAGCUGAAAGUGAGACAAGAUUAUAUCUUUUAAUUGAUCUAAAGAGUUGUAAAUAAAUUGUUCUUGACAUAUCUAGACAGGGGUAAAAAGGUUUCUUUGAAACAUUUAGAACUGUUCGCCCAUGACAUGUUUCCACGGCUCACCCGUGGCAUCCAUCACCCGUCUUAGCAGCAACGUUCCCUGCAGACUGCAGGAUGAGCUAGAAAUUAGUGAAUUCAUUGAUGUGAUGCCAUUUUUACUGCCAUUUCUGUAAUCACAUUUCUGUACAUUUUCAGUGGUAGAAAAGGUUUAAAAAUUGUGUCCUAGGGAACAGUUUGCCGUAAGUCCGAACUUUGCAGUUUAGCUGAUAGAUCUUAAUUGGUUUUCGUCUAAAAUAAGAAUUUUAUAAUUGAAGGACCACAAUUCCUUACAUCAAGAUUGGGAAUGCUGCAGUUCCUUUAUGAGAAGGCUUUCCUGUUGUCUCAGGCUCAGAGAUAGGAGCUGCUUUGACAGCAGUGCUUCAUUUCAUUUGUUUCGUUGUCUUUAAAAAUCCUCUUUCCAUUACUUCACUUUCACUUUGAUAGAGCAAAGUAUUUCUCAGAUUAUAAUGACUCCCUAAUAUUAAAAAAUCAUUAUUAGGACCAAUUUAUUUUCAUUAAAGAACAUGGAUCUUCUUAGCAUUCCUUUCUGCUUAUCUUUCUUAUUCUUUCUCCGUCUAUUUCCAUUUGGUUUGCUUUUUUGUCUAGAUAUUUCUGUUUAUCUUCCUCUUCCAUGGUUGAUCCUCUAGUAAAAUCCUAAAGCUUGCCUUUCCUCUGCUGUUUUAAUAUUUCUUUGUAAGACGUUACCUUCAGUUAAUUAGCCAUGCACUUACUUGUAGCUACACAUAUUAAAAGGCAAAUGCUUCUCUUUAAUAAGACCUGAAUGAAAGAAAGAGGCUUCAUCCUUCCCAUAUUCUGCCCCUCACAAGAGUUCAAAUGCAAAUAAGCCUCACCUCCCUGCACUUGAAGUCAAGGAAGUAAAGAAGGUCAGGUCCAUCACUGGAGGUCACACAUAACAGCCUCCCUCAGCUGACUCUUCCUCUCUUUGUAAUUGCAGUUUCCUGAGCACUAGCUGUUUAAUUUCCAUCAGGCAUAGGAAUAGUUCAGUUGUUUGACAAGAGGAGAAUAUGCUUGAAAGCCUCAAGUGAAGAGUCUUGCAGCUUGUAAAACAAUUUCCAAAAAUGAAACCCAUUCAUCAUAAACAAAAGCACAAACACAUGUAGCAGUUUACAGUACUUUUGGUUUAAUCUCAAUUAGUCUUUCUACCCUGGACUAGAAAUCCAGUAUAGUUUGCCAUUAAUUUAUUGAAUCUGGUUUUGGACAAUGCUUCUGUAGUGUAGCUGCACGUCCCGGUACUGUAUCCUCUGACCUUGAUUUUCCAUUUGUUACAAAAGGAUUAAAAACUUGAGAUUACGCUUGCAUAAACUAUGAUUUGCACAGUUCACAGCUACUAUUUGUGCAGCUAUUGCUUUAUGCAGCUGUAAUCCAUAACCUGUGAAGACAGCACAUCAUCUAAAUCCCAUUCCAAAUAAUACUUCUGUGUAGUGUUAGCUGUGAAUUUACCCUGUACAGCUGUAUCUCUAUAAAUAUAAUUACAUGUAUUAAUAGUCACAGAAAGACUGUAAGUGAGCAACUAUUUUUAUGAAACGCACCACUAUGGAUAAAUUAACUUUUACAGAAAUCUUGUUUACUGUAUGAUAUUCUAAAACACUGUCAAAUAAAAUAUAUAUCCAAAAAUAUUUUCUUUUUCCAACUAUACAGGCUGUGUGUUAAUUUAAGGUAAAUAAUUACUGGAAGUUAACUUGAUUUUUUUUUUAAACUGUAGUAUUCAUAGACUUUUUAAAGUAUAAGUUUAAUGCCCCAAACAGGACUUCUUUGAAACUUGAAUCUAAAUGCAGUGGCAUUACAAGGAAAAAAACUGUUGACCUUUUUCACCCAAGUAAACAGAGUUUUCUCACAAUCUGGUUGGUAUUUGCCAAUCAGCUAACUGUAUCAUAUAUGAAUUGGCAGUAUGUUUCUGUUGCUUGCUACAUUGAUUGAUACUUAGCCUUUUUCCCCCAAAAGGAUUGACGGUAUCAAUCAACAAUAAAUUCCAUCACAUUUUUUCCUUUUAAUUCUGAAUUUUUUUUCAUGCAAAAUCCCAAGGAGUUAAUGCAGAAGCCAACACUUAGUGAACAUCAGUGUAGGGGUCCAAAAUGAAUAGCUGAAAAUGCCAUUAGCUACGUAGGACAAUACCUGCGCUAGGGAGAAAAGCGAAUUCGCAGUAAUAGGAUGAUGAUAACCCUGCCAUCAAGGAGAUUCAGUCUAAGAAACAGUUCUCAACCUUACUCCUGUCAAGACUUCCCACUGAUGUCAACAGGAGGCCUAAAAUUCCUAAACGGACCGCUUUUUAGCCCAAUAUAAUUUUUUAAAUUAAAUCUAUUAUGUAUCACUCUUAGAAAAGGGAAGAAGUUGAAAUGUAGAAUCAACCACAAAAGUUGAGAUAUCUGUAAUAUGUCAUUCUUUACAAACUAAUCUGAGAAAGGCCAAGUGCAGGCUGAAAAAAGCAAGACUUAUAAAACGAUAUAGUUAACAAAAUGGGGUGUAAAAAUUAAUAAUGCACAGCUGAUUACUGUUUUAAAAGAAGAAAAGUCCUCAGGACAUCAAGCAGGUUAGAAGUCAAAGACCAGUGAGAUUAAGGCAGGGGCAGAGCAGGACUAGGUUCAGGCAGGUAAAGAGCCUUAUCUUGAAUCAAAUGUCUCCAAGGUCAGGCAGGAAAUUAUUGAAAAAAUGGAGAGCCAGGUGGGGACAAGGCCAACCCACAAGCACAUCCCUCCUCUAAAGCUGUCAUUUUGUCAAGCCCAAGUCUACCGUGA